AUGACGUGGAACAAGAGCAUUCUUCGCCUCGCAGUGGAAGGCGGUGGGCACCGAGACAAGACGGUGCGCGAGGUAUACCUGUGGCCUUUUGCCGACGGAGUCAAGAGCGGUAUGAUGGCCGUCAUGUGCGCCAUGAACAAGGCGAACGACACCCUGUCGUGGGAGAACAACAAAGCUGCUCAGCGGCUAUCUCAAGUCGGACCCGGGCUUCCCUGGCAUCGUGUUCCCCGAUCGACGUCGUUCGGAUCUGCCAACGCGGGGUUGGACUACGGGUCCAGCUCGCUCGGCCCUCGGGAGCCGGCGCCUUCGACUACCGCGACCGUCCGGGCCGACCACGCUUCUCUGAUUCGACAGGUCGGCCGAGAGGCGACGGUGCUCCUGAAGAACGACAACCAGGAUGGUCGUGGUCUGCCACUCAACAAGCCUCGCGGUGCCAUGCGGGACCGGCCAUCGCCGGACCCAACCGCGGUUGGCCGUCAGUCCUUACACUGGCACUUCCAGCGGCGGCGGCAUGGGUGGUCUCGGUGGCGGCAUGCUUGGCAUGAGCGGCAAUGGAACUGGAAUGGGGAUGAGUGGAAUGGAAAUGUCACGGACAUGGGCAGCGGCUCUCCUCCCCUUAGCAUCUCGUCCCGGAUUUGGCAGCGAAGAGAGAACCAAUGCGAUGUUGGCAGCGGCACGGCCAGCUCGCCUUCUAUUGAAGGCUACACCCGGUCCGAGAACAGUCGGGCGUCUGCUUCGUCUUUCUGGACGGGGGAGGGUGGUGGCCGAUCGGAGCUGUCCAAUGACGACCAGGACACGCUCGUCCAGAUUGUCGCCUAUAGCUGCAACAACACCGUCUUCGUAAUGAAAGUGACCGGAAGCGGCAACGCUAUUGCCGAUUUCCUCGAAGGAGUCGCAAACCACAACGGCAAGCUCAGCUACACGCUCGCCGCCAACGACACCGACUAUCCGGGCCAAAUAUGCUCCGAUAUAUACCGUGACUAUACCGAGGGCGUGCUGGUCGAUUACCGUCACUUCGACAGCAAGUACAUCUCAAUCUGAUCAUAUACCUCUUCGGCCGUAGUCCGAACUACACCACCUUUCGGCGGCGAGAGAAAUCUCUGGGACAAGUCAAUUGAAGUGAGGACGACGAUCAAGACAUGGGCAGGCGCGAGGGCGCCAGGGCGGCUCAGUUGUAUGUCAGCUUGCCUGAUGUCAGGCAGUGGGCCAGCCGCCGAGCUGACCCAUCUGAUGCCUGUGCAAUGCUUUAGGAGUAUUUGGAACGCUUUUGUUGGAUUGUCCCAGCAGCCUGAGCUUGCGGUUGCUCACUGUACUCGUUCCCUUCAAAGCCUGCAGGCAUGCAUGCACGGUCGUUCAACUUGUCUCUGAUGGUCAUGCAAGUUGAGAUAGAAGAUGAACGAUCUUUGUUGCAUGGAGUGUUGGUCCAUGCAAGACGCUUGACUAACUCUUAAGAAGAACCUUCUUCAUA
Molecule: messenger RNA, 1468 nt
Organism: Parathielavia appendiculata
Lineage: Eukaryota; Fungi; Ascomycota; Sordariomycetes; Sordariales; Chaetomiaceae
Product: glycoside hydrolase family 3 protein
Exons: 5
Coding region: 1-1041 (346 amino acids)
Biological process (GO): glucan catabolic process
Molecular function (GO): beta-glucosidase activity
Source: RefSeq, a predicted model, not a curated record